Messenger RNA from Sinocyclocheilus rhinocerous, 665 nucleotides. Its product is annotated as TBC1 domain family member 22A-like. NCBI's taxonomy places the organism in Eukaryota, Metazoa, Chordata, Actinopteri, Cypriniformes, Cyprinidae. The coding region runs from base 186 to 665 and encodes 159 amino acids. The transcript is spliced from 4 exons. The record is from RefSeq and is a predicted model, not a curated record.
GUCACUCAUGAGACCCCAUAACCAAUCACAGCUGUGCUAAUGUGCGGUGGGCGGUACAAAAAUGGCGGCUCUCUGAGUUUGCGAAGAGAAAUUGAGGUGUAAAUAAACUCUUCGUGCACAUUUUGCACAACUUAUCAGCUUAUUUCUGUGAAUUAAUUUAUGAGCGACUACUCCGAAGCCAAAAGAUGUCAGGUGACGGCAACAAAAAACAGUUCUGGAAGAGAAACACAGCCAAGGUUCCUGGGAAUAUCCAGCAUGUUUAUGGAGCCCAACAUCCCCCAUUUGACCCUUUGCUACAUGCCAAUCUGAUGAAAGCAGGAAACAAGCCUCCGUCUACCACUACGCCAGGAAAACCAAAGAAAGCCACCACCUUCCAAGAGUUUGAGAGCAUCACCAGUGAUGCCUGGGACGUGGGAGAUGAUGAUGAUGAACUUCUCGCUAUGGCAGCCCAAAAUCUCAACAUUGAGGUUGUCAUGGAGACAGCCAAUAAGGUGAUAGAAAACCACAGCAAGCUGCAGGAAAGAAGACAGCAGCAGAUGGAUAAGAUGACUGAGCCUGACGAAAAAGAUGGACAGGAAGCACACGAGGAAGAGGAGGAAGAGCCAGAUGAAGAGGAUGAGAGAGAGGAAGGGGCAGAGACGACAACAGAUCUGUCGUUCAUCUGA